Messenger RNA from Lecanosticta acicola, 1528 nucleotides. The record is from the annotation of a GenBank genome assembly. NCBI's taxonomy places the organism in Eukaryota, Fungi, Ascomycota, Dothideomycetes, Mycosphaerellales, Mycosphaerellaceae.
AUGGCUGAGGAGGCUGUCGUCGGUAAGUCUCCGCCACUCGCACCCGGCCAAUCCGCGCUUUCUCAACAAUGUCUCUUCAGGACUGACUCCUCCCAACAGACUACUCGCUGGCAAAUCCAGACACGUGAGCAACUGCCGCGCAAAACAAUUCCGCCCAAUCAGCACUGACGAGACCACAGCCUGACCAAGUACAAGACAGCAGCUCAGAUUGGUCACAAAGUCCUCGACACGGUCUCAGGUAAGCCCCCUUCGGCCAUUGCGGCACUUUCACAUGCUGAUGCGCUGCAGGAUGGUGCAUCGAGGGCACGAAGAUCCUCGAGAUCUGCCAGCGCGGCGACAAGCUCCUCGAGGAUGAGAUCGCCAAGGUCUACAAGGGCAAGAAGAUCACCAAGGGCUUCGCCCAUCCAUGCACCGUCUCGCCGAGUUCCUACGUAACUCCUUACACGCCCCUUGUAUCCGAUGCCGAGGAGGCGGAGACGACACUGAAGCCCGGCGAGGCUGUGAAGAUUCAGCUAGGCGCUCAGAUUGAUGGAUUCGGGGCGAUAGUCUGCGACACAGUCAUUGUGCGUCCCAAGGGUGAAAGCGACAAGUCUCUGUCCGGCCGACCAGCAGAUCUCAUGCUCGCAACACAUUACGCAAACGAGCUUCUACUGCGCUUGAUUAUGCCACCGGGACUGUUGGCGCAAGGAACGGAAGAAGAGAAGAAGAAGGCACAGGCCGUCAAGCCAUACAGCCAGUCCAAGAUCACCCAGCUGCUGGAGAAGGUUGUCAAGAGCUACAACUGCAACCUCGUGGAGAACACCACGUGCUGGCUCUUUGACCGCAAUGAGAUCGAGAGCAAGAAGAAGAUUAUUCUCGCGCCCGGCGAAGGUGUGAAGGGUGAAGGCUUACCAGAAGUUGGCGAGGUCUGGGGCGUCGAAAUGGGCGUGAGUGUGGGCAAUGGCAAGGUCAAGUCUCUGCCAAACAGACCUACGCUGCACCGCAGAACCACGACAACCUACGGUCUCAAGCGCGACACUUCGCGAAAGACACUCUCCGAGAUCCAGAAGAAAUUCGGGACUUUCCCCUUCAGCUUGCGCCAGUUGGAUGACGAGAGAGCUGGCAAAGUGGGUGUGGUAGAAUGCGUCCGAGGUGGCGUUGUUCGCCAGUACGAGGUCAUCGGCUCGGCGGACGGCGACCCAGUCAGUCGCCUCUUCACCACGAUUGGUAAGUCUGAAAUAGUUCCUCUCCGACAUGUCGCUCCGCGAGUCGGGCUUGAGAAUUAUCAAAGUGCUAACACAUCAUAGCCAUCACCAAGAAUGGCCUUCAGCGCCUUGCCGCGCCUCCGCAGCCAGACAUUUCACAGUGGAAGUCGGACAAGAAGAUCACUGAUGAGGAAGUUCUGAAGAUUCUCGAGCAGCCACUGUCCAAAGUUAGCUCCAAGACCAAGAACAAGAAGAAGAAGAAGAAGUCGGCCAAGAAGGCUGCUCCAAAGGAGGAAGAAGAGGACGACGAUGACGAAGACGACGACAGCGACGACGAUGAGUGA